CAUCAUAUCAAUCSMAAGGUCGUCAUCAGAUUGCGGUAAACAAUACGUAUCUGAUGACCCUCCAAGUGGCGAGUUCAUGUCCCAAGGAUAUCCUUCACAGGAAUACACAGCAAAYAAAAAGUGUACCUGGAAAAUCGCGUCCAACACGCGCAUUGGUCUCUAUUUYAAAACCUUCCAGACAGAAAGUUCCUAUGACUUYGUGAAGGUUUAUGAUGGCGAGUCCGAGUCUGCCACUCUAAUUGGUAGUUACAGUGGCAGUUCUUUACCACCGUACAUCACAAGUUCGUCUACAAAACUGUUCAUAACGUUCACCUCAGACGUAUCGAAUAACAAGAAAGGUUUUGCUGCGCAUUUCGAUGCAAUUGACAGUGGUUUUAUGCGGCUUGCCGAUGGAACACACAGAUCAGGACGUGUUGAGAUGUUUUACGGCCAAGACUGGGGAACUAUUUGUGAUGACUUCUGGGAUAGAAAGGAUGGUGACGUCGCAUGUAAGCAGCUUGGUUUCCCAGGAAGCCUUGCAGCACACUCGAAUGCCAAAUAUGGGCAAGGCUCCGGUAAAAUAUGGCUCAACAAGCAUUUCUGCAGUGGAUCCGAGUCCCGCAUACUGGACUGUACUAACCUUAAAGCAAGUCCUUGGAAGAACCAUCUCUGCUCACACAGCGAGGACGCAGGCGUCGAGUGCCGAAAGAGAGUGAGACUGGUCAACGGUGGUGCCAAUUAUGGCCGAGUCGAAGUGUACCAUCAAGGAGUCUGGGGUACAGUMUGUGACGACAAAUGGGACAUCCAAGAUGCAAAUGUGGUGUGCCGUGAACUAGGUUACUCCAGGGCUACCUAUGCUUACAGCRRWGCUCACUAUGGUCAGGGGACUGGGCCGAUUUGGUUAGACGAGGURGCRUGUCUUGGGUCGGAAGAUUCUAUCACCUCCUGUGGCUAUUAUGGUUGGCUGUCACCGGGMAAUUAUGCUUACUGCAGCCAUGCUGAAGAUGCAGGGGUCAGAUGUGUCUGAAGUARCUCUAUAGSCAAAMRCUGAUKAUCUUAAAGAGCCAUGAUYAACCAUGAUGCACCGCUACCCAACCUCGAUUUCUUCACACACGAUAAAGUUUGAUUUUGUGUAUCUUUUAGUUAAAUCAAUUUCUCUAUGUCGAUUUAAUGUAAACUUAUAUAUAAUAUUUCAAUACUUACAAUUGCAGAUUAGAGUGGUUCUCAUUAACCCGUGAAUUACACUUUAGCGUAUUACACUUUAUUACACUUUGUCUCUUUUGUUUUCUAUUAUAUUUCUUGGCUAUUACACUUUAUUACACUUUGACUAUUACACUUUGUUUCACGGGUUAAUGAGAACCACUCUAAAUGUAACGUAUAAAGAAUGAUUAUUUCAUAGCAUGAAAAUACUUUAAAUUCUUACAAAAUAAAAGGGUAGCUCGUGACGGUUCAUGGUUGGAAUGGCUCUUUAGCUGCGCGAGACUAAAAAAAUAUGUUUUGUGUGAUUCGAUACGUCAUUACCAAAUUAUCUUUAUCAAUUACUUCAUGAUUUAGUUCUGGUUUAGUUAUUUGYUGUUUUAGUGCAUCGCAUGGGGGAAAUAAGUACAUUGAUUACCUUGACAACCAAUGGCAUGAUUAAACUCCAUUACUAUAAAUAAUACAGCCCGUAUUCCUUGAGUAGGAAAAACGCCGCAAUAUUUUGAAAUCAGAGUGAAGGCGAAGAAUUUUGCUUGAUCGAAGUUUCUAGUUUUUUUUCCAUUCAAAAUCCAUUGUUUGUGAAUAUAAAACAAUUAUUCAUUACAUUGAUUUAAUUAUUGCAUGUGGUGCUUACAAUACUAGCCAUGUUAUUUGGUUAUUGAUUUAUUGGGAAAUGAUUCACUUGUAGUUCCAGUAAAUUUCUGAUGUGAUUAAAAUUGAAUAAACUUGUGAAUAAACAUGUUGUAAAUUGA
Exaiptasia diaphana is the source of this 1928-nucleotide messenger RNA. Its product is annotated as deleted in malignant brain tumors 1 protein. The record is from RefSeq and is a predicted model, not a curated record. Gene Ontology annotation, cellular component: membrane. Lineage: Eukaryota; Metazoa; Cnidaria; Anthozoa; Actiniaria; Aiptasiidae. The transcript is spliced from 2 exons. Bases 77 to 1006 code for a protein of 309 amino acids.